UUUAUCUAUUUAUAUAUAUAAAAAAAUGUACAGAUAGAAUGAGAUUAAAUCGAGAAAAAAUUAAACCGUAUGGAAACGAAAAAUGAAAAAAAAAAAAUAAAUAGAUAAAUCCGAGAUAAUCUCGUUCGUAACAAGCAAAAUAGACAUUAGGAACAAAAAGCUGAAUUGAUUUGUAUCUCGAGACUCAGUGCGUCUGACGAAAAAAAGCAAUCGUAAGUUUUCGCAUAGCAUGCAUAAAUAUCGCGAUAUUGAUUAAUCGCAUGUAACCCGAUCCAAAUACCAAUUCCAUUGGGUAAUUGUUCCAACAGUCUUUCUUUCGUGAAUUACAACAUUAUGUCUCACUAAGCAAUUUUUCAAAAGUUACGAAUUUUUUUCAUUCCUCGAUUGUUCUCAUUACGCGAAAAAUCGCCGAGAGUUCAACAAAGUUACGUUAAUCCUACGUGAUCGUUCGCGUUCUCAUAUCAAAAAUCUCUUCUUUUUUAAUACGCGCUCUAUACGAUGUAACUGUUUUUCUAACGAAAUUAAAUAAAAAUUUGCGAUAAAAAAUGAGGAGACAGUGGAAAUUCGAAUUAAGUCUUUUAACGUGCCUGGCAAUUUUCGUGACGGGAGAACCCUCGUUGAACGAUAUAACGCUGCAGGUGAACACGAGAAAGCUGGUCUCAGUGAGCAGUGAUAAAUUUCUCAGCCUUGCUAUCGAUCCGCUCGCUAUACUUACGUCCGACGAUGUCUUAGUGAAUUACGAAAGAAGUAUACGAAUGGCCAGGGCCUUAAGUCCCGCAUAUCUUCGACUUGGUGGGCCUCAAAGUAAUUCGUAUUUAUUCGAUGAACGCAACGACACGAACUACGUAUUCUCAGAAAGAAAUUGGAGACGGCUACAUCAAUGGGCUGGAAAGACUGGACUUGAUGUGGUUGCAUGCAUAUCACCAAGAUUCAUGAGUAACGAUAGCGAACUGGAUCUCGUUUCUUUGACCGAUCGAAUGGGUUUCAAUGCCAGCUGGCAAUUGGGAUAUGAAUGCCAAACGAGAUGCAACUUUAGCGGCGCCGACGUUGGAAGAUACGUUCGAAUUUUGCGGAAUAAAUUGAACGCCAUUCCGAGAUAUUCAAAUAGCAUUAUUACUGGACCGGAUGUGGUCGCUUAUGAGACUAAAGAACAACGGGAAUAUAUCGAGAACUUUUUUAGCGAGGCUGACGUAUUUCUCACAGCUGUCACAUGGCAUCCAGAUUUCGGUGGUGUUACUUGGAACGACGACGAAGGUGUUUUCAUGGAUCGUGAUCAAUUUUUAUCAGAUAACAACAAUCUUUAUAAAAUUGUAGAACGUGAUGCCGCGAACAAGCCACUUUGGAUCGCCGAAUCUAAAUACGAGAAAAGCAAGAAUCAAUUUCUCGGUGCACUCGCCUGGACCAACAGAUUGGGAAACAUCGCAAAACUCGGAAUACAAGUUCUAAUGAGACAACCAGCCGAUCUCUCGAAACCAACUCCGGAUUAUUGGGUAUCUGUACUUCACAAGAAACUAGUCGGUCGAGAAGUUUUAGAUACGAGGAUUCAAGUGGGUAACAAAAGUCAUGUGCAUUUUUAUGUACAAUGUACGAAAGCUUCGGCUAUCUACGAGAAAGGAGCAUUAACGAUUUUUGGUAUAAAUCUGACGCCAAUGAAAAUACGUGCAAAUCUAAAGGACUUAAAAAUAAAAAACCUUCACGAGUACGUUCUAACGCCAGGCUUCGAUGCAGAAAAUCGAAUGUUCUCGGAAAGCGUCCUUUUAAAUGGCAAACCAUUGAGUUUUUUCAAUGAGACGGAAUUGCCUGAAUUCGAACCGGUCGUAUCAAACAACGAAAAGGGUUUGUGUAUGGAGUUACCAUCAGGUGGUAUAGGAUUUUGGGUUGUCCCUGAUCAAAAGAUGAGAUUCUGUAUGGAUCAUGAGGUUCAAGAGGAAAAUCUAGUCGAAAGAACGUUAAAAAAGGAAUUGCAGGAGAGUCAGAUCAAACGGAACGAGAUACCGCGGAAAAGACGAUUAAUCGAUCGUCAGAAAACUAUUGCAUGUCAGGAAAAUAAGAAACGAAGGAGUUUAGUCAAGAGAGAAAUAGAUGGUAGAGAACGGAAAUUAAAGAAAAUCGACAUGCAAAAGCAGAUCGAGAAGUACGGAAAAGUUCUUAAGAGAAAACUGGCUCUAAAUGAGAUCAAAAAGUCUACGAGCGAAUCUGUCGAUCUUUCCGAUUCGUAUUCUAGUUGGAAAGCAAAUGAGACGGUGAAAAAUUUGAAAAGAUCUAAGAGAGAUCUCGACAAAUUUUUGUCCGAUUUUCAUAAGUCCGAUCAGAAAUAUAUACCUGAGAACAAUGCAAGAACGAACGAGCAACCUCGGAUUCUUUCGGGUUCGAAGAAAGAGAAAAGCAAUGAGAAUAAUUUUUAUAGAUUUUUCAGGAAGGAACCGAUGAAAAAUUUCCCGAACGGUGACGUUUUCUUAGAGACUGAUGAUUCAACGGAGAAAAAAAAGGAUUAUGAUUAUACGAAGGACGAGGAUGAGAAGAGGGAAAAAGUAGAAGAAAAAGUAUGGAAAGUACGGGCUAUGAAUAUAAGAACGAUCAAUCAUAUCAAACUCGACAAUACUGGGAUAGAUGUUGACGAUGAUUAUCGUGGUUAUAUACCGAAUGAAUUUUUCGAGACCGUGAACAUGCCGAAUGUGCGUAUCAAAGAGAAUUCGAAUGAUUACACGAAUGUUUUGAAUACUGAGAACAUUGAAAAACACUCGAUAAACAAAGAAAAUGACGAAAAAGACAACACCAAAACGGAAACCAUCGCAGACGGUGCUUCAGAUCUCGCUGAAGUGAGACGAAUCAAGGAAAAUAACGUGAAUAUGUUAAUGAACUAUUAUUCAGACUCUUCAGCCGGCAAAAGCAAUCAAGAGAACCUCGAAGAGUCUUCUGGAGUAAAGAUUCAAGGAUCCAAACUCGGAGACUCUAUCGUGGCUUCUCUAGGUAAAACUGAAUUAACGUUGCCUGAUAGAAGAAGAACGAAGACCGUUCCUAUCGAGAAAAACGAGAUGACGGAUCUUGAUGUUUUACAUUAUUCCAAUUCGAUCGGUUUGCCGAUGCACAUUCCGACUUAUAGCGAUUUGAAACAAGAUAAAAGAUCGAAGAGAAAAGUAAACGACUUGAAUAUGAUACUGGAGAAAGAGAUGAUCGAUGAGGAUGAUGAAAAUUUGAAGAAUUGUCGGUCUAGAGUGAUUAGAAAUUUGAACGAUGACUUGGAAUUAAUUCGUUGUAAAACAAAACGACAGGUAAACGAAAAUUACGAAGAAACUAUGGAAUCUGAUAGCGGUAACGUAAGGAUUUAUGAAACUGAACAUUAUGAAGAACCUACAGAAUCUGAUAACGAAGAUAAUUAUAAAACUGAACAUUAUGAAGAAACUACAGAAUCUAAUAACGAAAACGUAGAUAAUUAUAUAACUGAACAUUAUGAAGAAUCUAUAGAAUCUGAUAACGAAAAUCUAGAGAAUUAUAAAACUGAAUAUUAUGAAAAAUCCAUAGAAUCUGAUAACGAAAACAUAGAGGAUUAUGAAAAUGAACAAUCGAAAGAGAUCGAACAACAGUUGGUGGAAUCUAUUAAAAGAGAUUUCGAUCAGAAGGAUAAUCGUGAAAUCGAAGAUUCGUCUGCGAUUAUGACAGAGCUUAGAAAUCACUUGUCUGGGACUUCUCAGGAUGUUUCAGAAAUAAACGAUUCUAUGGUAAACGAUUAUGAACUCGGAACGGAAGAAGACAAGUUUUUUCGUGGCCCUUCGGGGCAAACGAAAGAAAAGAAAACGACGAUUGAUUUUAAAAAGGAUUCUUACAGCGUUACUCCGAGGCCUUCACAAUAUAUUCCAUCCAUUUCAAAAGAGACAAAAACUACUGAAAUCUGGUACGAUACACGCACCAGACGCAGCACCUCGUCUUCGAGAGAAGCAGAAGAAACAGAAACAGAAACAGAAAAGAGCGAAGAUCAUACAAGCUCAACAGUCAACGGAGAAUUAUCUUCCAAAAAGAUCACGAAACAAAUAAGAACCGAUCAAAUUCGAAGAAAACCAACGAAGGAGUUAUCCAAAACUUGGAGAAAAUUAGUCCCAAAGACGGUGGAUUCUUCAAAGACAAAAAUAAAGUCUAAUUCGAGAAAAUACGAAACAACGGAAGCUCCGGAAGCGUCUGAAGCUCCCACCAACGAAACUUUAAUAGUCUUUAAGAAAGAGAACGAAAAGAGAAAGAGGAAUAUACCAAAACUGAUUUCGAGAAAAAAGGACAAACAAGGGGAUCAGCAUAAUUACAGGAAACGAAGGAAGACACUGAGACAUAAAUUACACGCAAGAGAAGAAGAUAUUUCGCAGCUAUACAACGACAAAAUAUCGAACGUGAUAAAAAGAAACAUAGACGAGUGUAAGACAAAAGAGAAAAGGGAAAACUUGAAAAGAGAGAUACAGGAAGAUUUAAGAAAUAACGAGGACUAUGAUGGUAGGGUCGAUCUAAAGAAAGUCGCAUAUUUUUCGACUUACGAACCGAUCGAUUACGAUACGUUGAAAAAAGAAAAACAAGUACAUCGAAAAAAAGACAGAAAAUAUAUUCCCUUGAUAGGUAUCGUCGGGCCUUUGAAGAAAAUCCAAGAUAAAUCGGUCGAAUCUAAAAGCUAUCUAGUAGAUCCACGUGUCAUACUCCAUACAAAAUACGAUGGAGCAAAGUCAAGAUUAAUUCAAUCGUUAGGAUUCCCAUAUAAUAUUAUAGAUGAACGUAAACGGUACGAUAAGGAUCAACUUGCUUUUGGUAAAAGAUAUUAUGCUCUGGUCGAUUCUACGAAGGAGAAAGAUCCAUGGCUGUUUCGGUAUCAAAGAAAAUUAGAAGAGAAAUUGAGGAAUGCUUAUGAAAGUAACGGGAGAGAGAAAUUACCGGAAUACUCGAAGGUACGUACGUUAGAGUUACCUAUUACCUAUAUAUACGACAAAUCCGAAGAAACAAUCGAUUCGGAAGAAACUUUAAAAUCACGAGCCUACAAAUAUCAAAUUGAUGCUAUCGAUUCCACGAUUUACGAUCCAGAAUUGCAAACACAUGAAUAUUCUUCGGAAUCAUUGAUGUAUGAUGACGAUUCAAUGGCAAACGUUUACAAUUUAAUUCUCAAGCCGAAAUUGUACAGAGGAUCGAAGAAUAAUCAGAAUCAAAAAAGUGCACCGAUUUUGUAUCUUCUACAAAAUACAAAAAGAUUAAAUGACGUACAGAAACAAUCGGAUGUCGAAUCGUAUGUUUUGGAACGUAGAAAAGGGAAUGAUCAUUCGGAGGAAGAAUCUGAAACUGUUAAUAAUUCUACGUAUUCUGAACGAGACGAAGAUGAGUCGAUUACAAUAAACCCAAGUCCGAUAGAAAAUUCCGAGAAAAUCGAAGAAAAUUCUAAGAUUGACGAAAAUCAAGAAAACGUUGAAAAUCAUCGAACUCGAAGAGACGUCGAAGAGAUGAAUUCGAUAUUAAUUAAAAAACUAUCAUUAUCACCGUACGAAAGAAAUAAAAAGACAAGGUCAAAACGAUAUGAUUAUUUGAAUUUAAACAAUGAUCUUUCGAUCGAUGAAUCGAACGAGAAUCCAAAAGGAUUUUCAAAAUUAUUGAAGAGACCAAAUCUUUUCGAAAGUAUAUUUGAUAAUCCAACAAAAAAAUCAUUAUUAUCUUUCGACACACGUUACACAAAAAAUCAUCGAACCAACAAGGAUCUUUCGAAAAGCGUCAUUCCUUUUUCCAAAGACAAAGACCUUACGGAGAGUUUAGAACACAUUUUAUUCGACGAUGACGAUAUAAGUGAAAAAGAAGAAUAUUUAACAUCUGAAAAACAUUCGAUCGAUCUUGACAAAGAAAUACUGAAUAACGAAAUAAACCGUGAAAAUGAAGAUUUUAAUGCGUAUCGAGAUACAUUAAAAAUGUUACCUUCAAUGAUACAAAAAAAUAAGCUCGAACAUCGACAAUUGCAAGAUACACAACGUAUAAAUAGUAAUUCAAAUAAUUACGAGAUAAGUUCUUCACGAUACAACAAUAACAUGCUUCAAAAUAAAAACGAAAUGUUUAAAAAUCCGAAAUUAAAUUUAAAACAGAUAUACAGUUAUAUAAAUGAAAAUAAUAAUGAACAAUUGGAAGAUAUAAAUCAUGAAGAUUUAAAUAAAGAAUCAGAGAAACUUGAUCAACUUUGGGAAUUCAAUCCAUUAUUAAUUUCGGAAGAAGAAAACUAUGUAGUAGAUAAUUUUUUGAAACCAUUUUUACGGCACAAUUCUCUAAUGAAAAAUAAUGACCAAAAGAAUGAACCGAAUGGCAGUAAUAAAUCAUCGUUCUUUCUUCAAGAGACUAUUCCAAAAUUACAAAAAGUAAUAACCGAGAGAUUUGACACAGCGCAGAACGUAACUGAGUCUUUGGAAGAAUUUACGGAAAGCUUCGAUAAAAAGUUCAACGAGACUCUACUGAAAGAUGAUCGAAAUAAAACUGCAACUUCGUUCACGAACACGAACUUUUCAAAUGAUGAUAGGCCUACGAGCAUUUAUCAAAUGAUUGUAACGAAUGCGAAAAAAUUAUUCACUUUCUUAUCUGACUUUGUUCAUAUGCUCUAUAGAAAAUGAUAAAUUUAUAAUAACGUUAUUUCAUUUAUAUUUUAUACGUUCAUAUCAUUUCUUUUUAAAAAUACAAAUUAUGCAACUUAGCUAUAACUUUUUAAUACUUAAUUGAGAAUAUCAGAUUUGUAAUAAACUGUACACGUGCGUCUAAAUGUAAGUACAUAAGAGAGAGAAGAAAAAAUAAGGUAGUGCAAUAAAUGACAUCUAUAAAUAAUA
Molecule: messenger RNA, 6815 nt
Organism: Vespula pensylvanica (western yellowjacket)
Lineage: Eukaryota; Metazoa; Arthropoda; Insecta; Hymenoptera; Vespidae
Product: MATH and LRR domain-containing protein PFE0570w-like
Exons: 11
Coding region: 546-6605 (2019 amino acids)
Cellular component (GO): extracellular matrix
Source: RefSeq, a predicted model, not a curated record